Fukomys damarensis (Damara mole-rat) is the source of this 3284-nucleotide messenger RNA. RefSeq names its product collagen type XXVI alpha 1 chain (gene Col26a1). Lineage: Eukaryota; Metazoa; Chordata; Mammalia; Rodentia; Bathyergidae. Bases 1 to 1269 code for a protein of 422 amino acids. Gene Ontology annotation, molecular function: protein binding. The record is from RefSeq and is a predicted model, not a curated record. The transcript has 12 exons.
AUGGCGGCCCAGCCAGCCAAAUCCAUUCCCCUGGGUGCAAACCGACUCUCCCAAGAGCCUCCCGCUUUCCGCUGGACCCUGAGCUCCAGGAAUUAUGUGAAGAGUCAGGAAUGGAAACCAAAUGUUGGUGUCAGGCACUGGUGCCAUCACACAGUGACGCGGACGGUGUCCUGCCAGGUGCAGAACGGCUCGGAGACCGUGGUCCAGCGCGUGUACCAGAGCUGUCGGUGGCCCGGGCCCUGCGCUAACCUCGUGAGGACUCUCAUCAGACCCACAUACAGGGUGUCCUACCGCACGGUGACGGCGCUGGAGUGGAGGUGCUGCCCUGGCUUCACCGGGAGCAACUGUGAUGAGGAAUGCAUGAACUGCUCCCGGCUCAUGGACAUGAGCGAGCGGCUGACCACGCUGGAGGCCAAGGUCCACCUGUUAGAAGCAGCCGAGCAACCCUCAGGCCCUGACAACGACCUGCCAGCACCCCAGAGCACACCGCCACCUUGGAACGAGGACUUCCUCCCUGAUGCCAUCCCCCUGGCCCAUCCAGGACCCCGGAGGAGGAGGCCCACAGGGCCGGCUGGGCCCCCCGGGCAGACUGGACCACCAGGACCUGCAGGGCCACCAGGCUCCAAAGGGGACCGGGGCCAGAUGGGAGAGAAGGGCCCAGUGGGGCCUCCGGGGCUCCUGGGGCCACCAGGGCCCCGUGGGCUUCCUGGAGAGAUGGGGCGCCCCGGCCCCCCAGGACCCCCCGGCCCAGCAGGCAGCCCAGGCCUCUCACGAAACGACCCCCAAGGCGUCCUCUACUCCCUGCAGCCACCCACGGACAAGGACAAUGGGGACUCCCAGCUGGGACCUGCCGUUGUGGACACGGUGCUCGCAGGUGUCCCCGGGCCUCGGGGCCCGCCUGGCCCACCCGGUCCCCCAGGACCACACGGUCCCCCAGGACCUCCAGGAGUCCCUGGAUCCCAGAGCGAGCCUGGCGUGAUCUCAGAAGAAGGGGACAAAGCCACCACCGCAGAGGGAGAGGGGGUGCAGCAGCUGCGAGAGGCCCUGAAGAUCCUGGCGGAGAGAGUCCUCAUCCUGGAGCACAUGAUUGGCAUCCACGAUCCCCUGGCCUCCCCCGAGGGGGGCUCUGGCCAGGACGCUGCCCUGAGAGCCAACCUCAAGAUGAAGCGGGGUGGCCCCCAACCUGACGGUGUCCUGGCUGCCCUGGCUGCCCUGCUGGGUCCCGAGUCUGCGCAGAAGAGCGCUGGCCAGGCCAGCAGCGGGAAGUGAGGGCCAGCUCUCCAGGACAAGCCAGCCCUGGCAGAAGACCCUGCCACUGGGCCUGGAGGAGGCCCAGCCUCAGACUGGACGAUUGUGAAGGACACUGGCUCCCGGCCCUGGGGCGUCUUUGGGGGGCAGCUGGAACCUCCAGCACAGGGUUCUACAGGGACUGGCACCUUUGGCAGAGCCUUUCCCUUACCCUCUCCAGCCCCUGAUGGAGACAGUCGGGGCGAGCUGGGUGUCAGCUGAGAAUAACCAUAGUCCUCGUCAUUUACUGAGUUCCCGCUGUGUCUGGGCCUGUCUAGGGAGUUUUCCUUAUGUUGUUUCAUUUAACCUGUAGGAGGUAGGCUUGUUCUCCCCACUUGAUGCGGGGACUGGGGUGCAGAGGGCAUAGAUAACCCACCAAGGCCCCAGGGUCAUGGAUGCCCACGCAGGAUUUGAACUCUGGUCUCUUGGGUCCUGAAUCCCUGUCUCCUGAGCACCACCAGUUUCUUCCCCUUCACGAGGAAGCAGAGGGAAGGGUGCAGGCGGGACCGUGGGAGGUGGGGUUGGCCUGGCAUGGAGCCCACAGAGCCCUGGGCCUCCCUUGGGCUCCUCAGGCUGCAGAGGGGCUGGCCUGAAGCUGCUCUCUGAGCCCAGGGAGACCUGAAUAUACCACCGACUGUCACGUGGACUUGGGGACCAUGAGGUGGACAUGUGAAGGCCUCUGAACCUGCCCGACACUGCCCACCUCUCCCUCCCAGUCUCUCUGAGCCCAUCCACACCCCUACCAAGCAUCUCCACCCACCGAGGCAGGAGGGCACAUUUAACAGGGCUGCCACUGGCAGGGGCAGAGCCCCUCCUCCCAGUCUGUAUGGGAAACCUCUAGGGUCUGCCGCUUCCGGGGGACACAGCACACCGGAGAGUGGGGAGCUGCCCGGGUCCCAGGCCUGCCUGGGGACGAUGUCCCCACCCCUGAGAGCUGGGGUCCUGGCAGGAUCCAGGGCAGAGGCCAGCAACGUCCAGGUGGCCCAGAGCAGCUCAGACCGCAGCCCUCGAAGGCUCUCAGUCUCCAGGUCCCAUUUAUCUGCCCAGUCCCCAUGUUCCUCUCUCACUGGACCAGGAACCAGGACUCAGUGACCCUGGAAACUGAGACUAGAAGGUGCUCUCACUACCUGGUGGCUGUCUCCCCACGUAGUAGGAGUGGCCCAGAUGUCCCUCCUGAGGCAGGUCCACUCGUCCUCGUGGAGGGACACUUGAGGCCGUGACACUGUUCAUGUAUCUGACAAUAAAGGUGCUCUCCCUCCCCACUGUGUCUCUUUAUGGGAGGCCAGGCUGCAUCCUGCUGACCCAAUGCCCAGGAGCUCUGAGCAGCUCCUGCAAGGCUGGGGUGACCACAAGGCCUUGGAGGCAGGUGGCCCAAGGUGGAGGCUGGGAGGCCAAGUGGACCCUGCAGAGGCUGUGCCUGCCCCUAACAGAGCUGUCUCUGAGGCCUUGGUGGUGGUGGGGGGACAGCUGGGGGAACCCUAGGCUCUGGGUAGAGAGACCCCUACCCUGCCAUAAGUUCCCCUUUCUGGGACCCCAGGGAAGCCUGGGGGACAGGGAUGAGCCCAGGGUGGCUGAUGAGUCACACUGGGCCUUUGUGUGAAUAGAAUGCUUGCUGUGUGCCCGGGCCUUCUCCAAACCCAAGCCCAGCCAGUCCUGGAGCUCAAAAGCCAGUAGAAAAGAUGGACCUUAGACCAACCACACAGCUGAUGGUGUGGAGGAAGGGGACUCUGGGCCACUCCAAAGCCAGGACCAGGGACUGAAGUAGGGGAAAGAGAGAGGGAGAGACAGAGACAGAUUGCCUAGGGCUUCUUCCUGCCUUUGUUUGCUUAUAAUGUCACAGGGACCUGGCGACUGCUGGCCAGGGACUCCUGCCAUGGGGACCUAGCCUGGCAGGCCUGGCUCCCUCAGCCAUUGGGAGACCCAGGGUGAGGCAGGUGUCUGAAGCCAAACCUUGGCAAGGACAGCCAGGCAGGGAAAGUGAUGUGUUCUGCUAUAGU